AUGUCUGCUAUAUCUACUGGGAUGUCUUUGGGAAGUCUUGGUAGUUCUAGCCUGUUAGCUAAUUGGGUUUCACUAAUUAUGCCUCAGACCUGUUCGAACUGCAUGGUUGUUUCAAUUUUGCCAAAGCUGAUGAG
Messenger RNA from Dentiscutata heterogama, 134 nucleotides. NCBI's taxonomy places the organism in Eukaryota, Fungi, Glomeromycota, Glomeromycetes, Diversisporales, Gigasporaceae. The record is from the annotation of a GenBank genome assembly.